CCCGCAAGCAUGCCAGUAACGAUUGCAAGGAUUCUCACAAUGAUCCGGCAAAAAAUGGCAACAGAUUUCUCGCCAAAACCGGAAAAGAGCGCACCAAACCUCAGGAAAGGAUCGCAACACAAAAGGCAAGGCUGCAACACCAAAGGGCAACCUAGCUAGUUCUUACUAUCGAAUCGCUACUAGCUACCCUAGUUCACGCACAUCCUUUCACUUGAAUUGUCAAAACCAUGAUGCUUCGAACAUCCCUUGUGAUUGUGCUCCUCGCAGCAUGGAUUGUACCUCAUACCGAUGCCACCAUUCGAGGGGGCCAAGAGGCGCAGAACAAGAGGGAAGCUGUGUCAAGGAAUGCCCGCCAUUUGAUGAAGGACAAUAACAAGAAGAACAAUGGAGCAAACUCUGCUACUGGAGGAACUUCUAGUUUCUGGGUUACACCAGGCGCAACUCAGGGAGGAGCAGCUCCGGAUUUGAGCUCUGCAUCGGUAGGAAGCGUCGUUGUUCAUCAUAGCAAUGGCCAAUCAGAUCGAACCGAGCCAGGAACAUCAUCGUCGGCCAUUAAUGUAAAUCCUCCAUCAGUGACUGGAUCAACCACAACGUCAACGACAACGACAGCUACAACGACCGCAGUGACAACCGGGAACAGCUGGGGUUAUCCCAACGUUCCAGGUGUAGGAGCCAAUGGCAGCGAACUUGGAAGUCCCAGCAUUGGCGGCGUACAAGUCGUAGGACCCGAUGGGACUGUCACUCAAUCGAUUGGCAACACGGAUCGUGUGGACCCAUCUGCUCAGGCGUCGACGAAUACCAUUGCCGUCGCUCCAAAUAAUGGCGACAAGGGAAAGGGAAAGGGCAAAGACAAGAACAAAAAUAAAAACCAAAACAGCCGCGAGGGAAGUUCCGACAGUGCCUCCUUUUGGGUAACACCAGUCAACCCAGGACUCGGUCAAGCUGCUCCCGAUCUAUCAUCUGCGUCUGUCAAUUCCGUCACUGUAACUUCACGCACCCCUUAGAGGAGAACGAACAACAAGAGUAGGGAUUGUCUUUCCUGAUUGUUUUGCGAGCACAGCUAGUAUGAACGAGGGUGUUUAUAGAAAUGGUCAUGAGCAGAUCAAGCGAUUUGCUUGUAUUCUUGCUUGCGACCUGCGGGGGACAACACCCGACACUACCUAGCCCAGCCAGCCAUGAACGAAACGCAGCCAAUAAUGAUGCUACUUUUUCUUUGGUAGAGGGAGGAAGAAAAAGUAUGUAUCUAUGUCAUUAGAAAGAAAAGAAGAGAAGAGAAAGCAAAGCAAACAACGGAAUACCCAAGAGCCAAGGAAGCAAGAACCAAGAAUAAAAUAAAUAAUAGAAAGGAGUAUUCAAUUCU
Molecule: messenger RNA, 1360 nt
Organism: Seminavis robusta
Lineage: Eukaryota; Bacillariophyta; Bacillariophyceae; Naviculales; Naviculaceae
Source: the annotation of a GenBank genome assembly